UUUGUUGGUGGGAAGCGGCGGUACCGCGCGUCACUUUGCUUCUUUCCGUGUGUGUUGUGCGUGCAUGUGUGCUGCGGCGUGCUAUGGCUCUCACGGCGGUGAUACGACCGCCAGUUCGAUGGAUUCAGCUCGGUGAUUACUUCUUGCUGUUUGCAUCGCUGUGGACAUUGGUAUCAGCAUCUUCACAUCUCCCUUUGUUGUCAGGCACUUUGAAGACGUUUCAAAAGUUCGCCUGCGAUGGUCAAGACCUUCACCUUCGGUGCUUCAAGAACACCACCAUCUCCAUCUCGCUGGCACAGUAUGGAAGGAACGUUCCUUACGGAGCGCUCUGUCCCCCGGAUGAGGAGAAGCAGCGGCCGGCGGAGUACAAUGGCACAACGGAGUGCAUGGCCAAGGAGGCUUUGCGGGUAGUGGAAGAAGCUUGCCGAGAACAGGAAGAGUGUUCUAUACGAACCGACGCAAAAUCCUUCAUGGUGGACCCCUGCCCAGGGGUCCACAAGUACGCAGAAGUUGCCUACAAAUGCCGCCCUAGUACGUUUAGCAACCGAAUUACAUGCGAAGAUGAUAAACUAAGGCUACGCUGCCACAAAAACCUCCGGAUAGUCAUCUACUCGGCUGCUUUUGGAGGGACGCAUCAAGGAGUACCUGAAUGUCCUCAACCAGAAGGGGCCAAGUUCACUGACUGCCAGGUGAGCUACGCCACGGAGACCGUGUUGACUAGUUGCCACGGGAGGAGGAAGUGCGUUAUAGCUGCAGACACGGGAACGUUUGGUAACCCUGGCUGUCACAAGGAUAUGAAGCUGUAUCUUAAAGUGGUCUACACCUGUGUGCCUAAGGAAAUCCUCAAAGAGCUGGAUAUUGGUGGCAGUGACCGUGAAAGUGGUGACGAAGAUGAAGAAGGCUAUGUUGAAGAGGCGCGCUAUGACCCUUCUAGCCACAGUCCUCAUGACAUCACACAUCCAACGGGCAAGCCUCUUCCUGGUGCACCUAUGGAUCAUAACCAAAUACCCGUAGGAACCAAGAAACUUGAAGUACAAAGUGACGAAAACACAGAAGAAGACCUCAAACAUGUGAAUUGCACAUUAAGCAGUGCAGACCAUCGUGCUGUUGGCUUCCUAACGGAAUGGGUGGCUGCAUAUAAGUUUAUCAAAAAAAACAAGGAGAAGUUUAUCCUCUACACAACAUUAAGCUUGGGCUGUGGCCUGCUGGCGUUCCUGGUAGUGCUCUCAGCGCGGCUGUAUUUCCAAAGACGGCUGGAGCGCCGCCGUGUCAAGAAGAAAGUGCCAGUACCUCUGACGUGUUCAUUCGACGACUCUGACGGUGGAGACCAGUUUGACAUCACCUCAGGGCCGCUGCACACGGGAACUAUUGAGGUGGUGCGUUAUGCCAACCGGACAGGUAUGCGUAGGCAAGACAGUGACACGUAUCCGCGAGCGCCAAUGUCUUCGCGCUCCGUCAACAACUACUACUACAGUUAGUAGUUGCUCUGUUGUGGUGUACAGAAUUCUCUUCUGCUUGAGUGCAAUUUACACGUGGUCACAAGUUCCAUUCGUGCAAGGAGCACGGUCAGUGCUGGUAUCAGUGAUUAUGGGGGCGUGGACGGACAACGCAUUACAGUACAAAAUGUGUGAAUCUGGUGUCAAGUCGAAGGAUUUCUUCCUAAUCACAACAGCAGGUGGGCUCGGCUGACAUGUAGAAAUAUUUAUUCAGGCCCAUACCUGGACGACUGACAAAUGACGAAGGCUUGUUGCAAAAGUGGACAUUGUACACCGCGUCGUGCUACAAAGCUGUUCUUUUUUUUCCUCCUUUCUAUAGAUGGACACCUUACGACAAGAGUACCUGGGGUAAUUGUUGUAAGCCUUGCGGAGCAUUGAAGUCCGUAUUGUCUUUGUGAUUUUCGACGGUUCACUACUUGAAGGAUAACUGUGUCACUUAUCCGGUGUCUAGCUUUUCCCCUCACAUGGCCAAAUGGAGCAGGUUGCAUACUUGCUCCAGAUGGGCUUUUUGCCAAUGGUUUUGUCUUUCAUUGCCACUGACUGUGUGUAUAUGUGCAAUCACAUCAGCAAUGAUGUCCAGCAGCAGGGCCAUGAUCACAAAAAUGCCAUAUUCAUUCACACACUCCUUGUGCAAUACCACCCUGCAUUCAUGCUGCAAAACUCUGGAGGUACACAGUGUCUGUGUGCAGCAUACGUAUUAUUUUACAUUCACGCCUCUUCGACGUUAGCUGUGAUCAAAUCCGCACUGAGGCUUUGUUACACUUCACGACACUCACCAUCGACAAACAUUAUCAUUGAUACUGGAUAUGACAUCAUCAAUCUGUGUAAUAUACUAUUGUGUUUUUUUAGGUCCCAUUGCUGCACGAACAUGCUAUAAAUUAUUCAACGAAGUCACUUAGGUUUUGCUGCUUUGUGGAGUCAUAGCAUACUGAAGCAUCGAAAGCAUCACUGGUUUUUAAACUGAAGGGUUUCUUAGUAAUGAGAGGAACUUCGAUGUCUGAUAAGUGUGACUACAGUGAAAGCAGAUCCUCAAGUAUUAGUAUGCAGGGAUGUCAUGGCACCUUAAAUGGUUAAGGCUGCUCUAGAACUGACAGUAUACAGAUAGAGCCUGAAGUUUUAUGGUUUAACCCAAGUCUUCCCCGAACUUGCACCCCGAAUUGAAGGUUACCUCUCUAGGGUGAAACCUACCCACCAAAUUGCCCUCACUGAGAUGUCUGUAGGAAUACACACUACCUUGUUUGGCAGCCAACAACAACUUUAUUGUGCAGAAAAUGCAGUUAGAUCACUGUUUAUACUACAACCAGUAUGGUUAGCUUGAGUAAAGGAGCCCGAUUUCUCCCUGAAUAUAGCAUAAUGGAAGUUUUCCCACUCGAAUUCGAAUGAAUUUAGAGCACAUGUUUAUUUACCCGAUUUUUACCCCCAAAUUUAGAAAAAAAAUAUUUCUCCAAAACUUCAGGCUCUACUUACAGAUGACUGCAACACAAAGCCAUUUGAGAGCACCUUUGUAUUGUAGUGUGUUGUAAUUACAGUAUGAAGUAUUAUUUUGGUGUCUUUGCUCCUUGCAGCUACAUUAACAGCGUUCCAGGUCAUCAGCACCCGGGAGCCUUUACAACAACAGUCUUAGGGUGGUGGGGUAUUUUGGAAAAGGGUACUGGAUUGUACUGAAACCUUGCACAUAGCUCUGCAUUCAAUCAUUAAUUUAAAACAGUGCUUCUCAAACUUGUCCACUCUGUGCCCCAUCAAAAAUUUAAGAUAUUACGUCGCGACCUCCCCCGUUUAGUGCAUGAACAGUAACACACAAAACUGACGCCGAGAUGUAAUUUGGCAGUUAACAUAGUCUGUCAGUCAGUUAGUCAGCUAAACUAGAAACCAUCGCAAAAAGAAGAAGAUGCAUGCAAGCAGUGCAAGCAGGAAUGGCUUUUCCAAAUGACAAAAGUGAGCUUGUUUGUUAAACCUCAGGGUCCCCUACCACAAGCUUUUUUGUGACGUAGAAUAGCGGGCAGUGCAUGGUUUAGGGAUGUCACUUGCUGUCCCUUUAUUUUUUUCACUUCCCGAGCCGCUUGUCAUCCUCGUAGGGGUCUCGACUGACAGUUCGUGAAACACCGCUUUAAAGAAAGCCUCGAGAGGUACUAAGAGGGUUGACACCCUGAGAUGUUGAUGUUGGGGGAUGCAGCUGAGCUAUGGAAUUAUUGCAGCACAGGUGAACGUGAAUAUUUCUUCUGCACGCACAUAUGUCACAUUGACGCACAAGGUUCGAUUCGAGAGCUUCUGUGUAACCAAAUACUCAAUGGUGAAUUUUCUUUUCAUGGCAACAUGACACUCUAUAGCCAAACUGGUAUAAGUCUAUUGGGGGGACGAAUUAAAGGUUUGGCAAGAGUAUUGAGGUAUAAAUAAAGUUACCAACAUUCCACUCAAUUUGUUCUAAGAGUCGUUCAGUACAAUUUCAGGCAAAAACAGUUCCACCCGGAACAGGGCUGCAGCUGAUGCUGCGUCAUGCAUGUGGCUUUACUGAUAAUGAUAAUUUAUGGGUUUAUGUCACUAGACAGGUGACAGUGGGAUACUGCAAAAGUAUUCUAAGUACAAGAAAAAAAAACAAAAAUCCUUGCUGGGAAGUUUCCUGUCCCUACGACUCCAAGAAGUAGGAGUGUAUGUUGAGUUGCUAGCAAUAUCUGCCUCAAAUGUAGAAGUAUAAGAUAACUAAGAUUUACAAAGCGUCUUUUCCGUCCCACUGCGUUUUGUAAUUGCUGUAUUGUAUAGGCUUUGAUGCUGCUGUGGAGCCUACAAACAAGCGCCAGUACCGAUGAAGAUUUUAGCACUUAGAAACACGGCCUGUCGUUGCAAGGGUAUCAACAGACUUCGUCACUUUGCACAGCUGCCAUGAUUGUGGAACGAGCGCGAUGUAUAUGUGUAUAUUUAUACAGUGAACCGUAUAGCUAGUCUGAUUCACAUGUGCCAAUUUUAUGAGGAACCACAAGCGUAACAAUUAUGUUUCAGAGUAACAUAUCUGAAUCUCGUAUGUAAGAAGCAAGAAUAUUCACGGGUUUCCAAUGAUGUCCUGGUUUCCUUUCCUUAUAGUUUGCGGGACUGUUGAAUAUUGUACAUACGCGGAAAAAAAAUAUUUGUAUUGUGCAGAGAGGAUUUAAACAUUUGACACAGCCACAUAUUUUGUAAGAUAGCGUCUGUUUGCAAUAUUUCUAUGAGGACACUGAUGUUAAUAAAGAAAUAAGAGUA
Messenger RNA from Ornithodoros turicata, 4727 nucleotides. RefSeq names its product protein eva-1 homolog C-like. The transcript has 8 exons. Gene Ontology annotation, molecular function: carbohydrate binding. The coding region runs from base 84 to 1478 and encodes 464 amino acids. Lineage: Eukaryota; Metazoa; Arthropoda; Arachnida; Ixodida; Argasidae. The record is from RefSeq and is a predicted model, not a curated record.